CGUCUUUGUGGACUGAUUAUUUAUUUUGUUUUCCUGUCUUUUGUAAAAAUAAACAUAAAUUCAAUUAGUAGCGACGUUCGCAUUUACGUAGAUAGCUGCAAGUGCUGUUCUAAGAUUGAUCCUCCACUAGUUCCAUAGUGCUCUUAGUUUUAAUCAACUAUUGUUAUUUGUGAUAUCCGAUUAUUGUGAUUCAUCUUCGCAUCACAAUGCCUAUUUUAUUUAGUGUGGUAGCCCGAGGCACAGUUGUUUUGGCCAAAUUUGCCUCGUGUGCAGGGAAUUUCACGGAAGUCACGGAACAAAUACUGUCGAAAAUUCCGCCCCACGAUGAUAAAUUAACGUACUCACAUGGGAAUUAUUUAUUUCAUUAUAUUGCUGAAAACAAACUGGUGUACUUCUGCAUCACUGAUGAUAAAUUCCAACGUUCGAGAGCAUUCCUCUUCCUCAAUGAGAUCAAACGAAGGUUUACUGCAGCUUUUGCUGAAACGGCCCAGACUGCUAUCCCUUAUGCUAUGAAUGGCGAGUUUGCCAGAGUCCUGGCUGCUGAAAUGAAACACUACACAGAGUCUGGGGACCUCAACAUUAUAUCUACAAUAUAUGGAGAACUGGAUGAACUGAAAAACAUUAUGGUUAAAAAUAUAGACAACAUGGCGACUCGGGGCGAAAAGUUAGAGCUGCUUAUCAACAAAGCUGAUAACUUGGCCACAAAUUCUGUUUCCUUCAACGGCACCGCGCGGACGUUACAGCGCAACCUCUUCUGGAAGAAUAUCAAAAUGUACGUGAUCAUGGCGCUCGUGGCCGCUCUGGCCGUUUACUUCAUCGGCGCCAUGGCGUGCGGCGGCCUGGCGUGGAAAACAUGCGUCGGUUAGACUUUACUAUAUGAGAAUAAUAAUAAGGCGUAUAGAAGCAACGAUCCAGGCGUCAUAUAAAUCUGCACUAUUGUGGGACCAAAAUCAAUGUGCUUGCAGAGUCGUUAAUGAUAAAGCCGGCCGUCUCACUCGCACUCGCGGUUUCUAACGAUGCAUGUUGCAGCUUUCUCAUUUUUAAUUUUAUUGUCCCCAAACCAACGUACUAAUGGUUUUGACCUCAUAAUAGUAAGAACGGUAUUAUUGACAUCACAGAUCAUUAAUAUAAACUUCAUACUGACACACGGUGACACAUCGAUUUAACAUUUCGAAUAAAGUAGGUAAAGCCUGAACAGUAAUAUAUGAUCAUUGUCAAGAGGGCGCUGUUGUUGUGCAUGUAUAGGGUGACAGUUCAGUAUAAUAUGAAAAAAUUAGUUCCAAUGAAAUUCCGCAACAUGGCGCGUGAUCAUAUAUUCCUGGUCAGGAUUUAAAUAAUUUAAGUUGUCACUGUUGUCAGUCCAAUUCCCUGUUGACAAAUGAGGAAUGCUUUAUUCCGUGAUAAUAAUACUAAUUUGAAAAAUAAUAAUAGUAUAAACUGCAUCGUACUAGUCUUUCAAACGGAUAAUGGUUUGCAUGAAACGCGAUGGUAAUUUAACUAAUUUACCAGAUUACUAGUAAUUUCAGUACACAUUUGCCGGUUCGCAUUUCCUAUUCGUUAAAUGGCUUGCAAUUAAAUUAUUACCUCGGUUAUCAUGUUUUAAACUUCUUACAUAAGUUAUUAGGUAGGUCAGUAGAAGCGAGAGUUGGAAGGGGUAGACUUUCUCUGAUCAAAUCGGGGAAAUCCUGAAGGUCAAGAGCACCCUAAACUAACGAACGUGUAUGAGGAAUGUUAUGAAAGUGAAGGAAGCGAAAGAGGUAUGUCAGGAUCGUAGCACGUGGAAAUCCGUGGUCUCUGCCUACCCCUUCGGGAAAUAGGCGUGAUUAUAUGUAUGUAUUUACAUUAGUUUAACCCAAGGUUAUAUAUUUAAAUGAAAUUGGUAUUUAGCCUCUCAAUGAAGCCUAAACAUGCAUGUCGAUAAGGGCUCAUUCGAACCAUUAUAGAACGUGAUGAUGAUGAUGAUCCUUUCCGGCCGAUUUCGACCAUGGCGACCACUUCGACUCCUAGUAACUAGGAGCUAACUGUUACAGUUAGCUCGGCGCUCGUGCGCCCGAAUAUGGCUGAUGUAGCCGAUCUUCGAGGCGAACCCCCAUGCACAUUGAGAGCACGUGAGAACACCAGCCACAUAAUGGUAAUGAAUGGAAGCAGGCUGGCGUGCUUUCAGCUCGUCGCGUUUAGCAUCGAGGUCAACUAUGCGUUGCUCCUCGAAAUCGCGGACUUUGUCCUGCACCAGCCUGCGCCACUCAGGACGCUGUGCUGCCAAACCUUCCCACUGAGAGGGCUCGAUGUUGCAUCUUUUCAUGUUUCGUUUCUGAACAUCUUUGUAUCGGAGGAGUUGUCCGCCAGGUUUCCGCUUACCCUCCUCUAGUUCAGAAAAAAAGAUGCGCUUCGCUACUCUCUCCUCCGCCAUACGUGAUACGUGACCGCACCACCGAAGCUGUCGACGCAUUAGGUAAGCCUCUAUUCCACCGACCUUGGCUCGUCGCAGAACUUCGGUAUUUCGCACUCGGUCAGACCAUCUGAUGUUCAUGAUCUUACGUAAGCAUUUGAGGUGGAACCGGUCUAAGGUACGGAUGUGAUGACGGUACACGCACCACGUCUCGGAAGAGUAUAAAAGGUUUGGCAGCACGAUCGCCAUGUACACAGAAAUUUUGGUAACAAUCGGCACCCUAGUGACGAAUUAUUAAAAAAAAUCGAAUUAUAUCUUUGCUCUGGAUCAUUCUGUAAGUAACUACAGACACUUAAAACAUCGUCAUUGAAUAACAUUAAACCUUCUUUGUUAUAUUUGUAUUGUUUUGUAGCAAAAUACUAAACAAUACAAAUAAUAAUAUAUAUUAUAAUAUAUUUAUAUAUUAUUAUAUUUAUAAUAUAUGACGUCGCAGUCAAGCGAUGCGUUUCUCUUACUAAUACACACUAAACAUUAUUUUGAACAUUUAGUUAUAAAUAGUAACAUGGCCUAUAUUAAAAGCCGUUUUUGGUCAAAAAGUUUUAUGACUCCUGGAUAAACACUAUCGUAGGAAACGACGCAUCUAUACGCUAAUAUUAUUCUUUUGGUUAAUGUAAUGAUUAUUUAAAUGUGUCUUUUGUGUUCACAUUAAAAAACAAAAUCACUUGAUCUAGCUGUUUUAAAAAACGUAUUAACAUCAGUAAUGGUGCAUCAUUUAAACUGCGAAUAAUACACCAAACAACUACUUAGAGAUUUUGCGAAGUAAAAAACUAACUCAUUCUUACCACGAACUCGUAAAAUCUAAUUUAUAAAGAUUUCACAAGAUUCUAUCGGGUGUUCUGUGAAGUUAAACUAAAAAAAAUAGCUGGAUGAAAGUAACAACAAUCUUAACGAUUAAUGUCAUGCGUAUAUUGAUAGACGUAGAUAUUUUUUAUUUUUUUACAUAAAACCAUUGCACCGAUUCACACUGAAGUAAAAACACGUGCAAGUAAGUUAUGCGUAAUUUCAAUAUUAUUUUCACUAGAUAAUUUGCUCCAUGUAAUAAUAUGUAUUUAGGCCAAAGUGUGAUUUAAUUUUUAAAAUCCAUGUGCGAUACAAAACGCACCUACUCGUAUUUAAAAAUAAUUUGAUUACUCACUACUUUAUUGGAUUACUCACAAAAUUUAACCAAAGUUACACGAGGGACUUGUUGAAUAUUUUAGUGUGUGAUUAAUUUAAUGGUUUUGCAAAACUGAAAAAGCGGAUAAUCAAUAAUUUAGAUAUUUUCCUAAAAUGCUUACAAUGUUUGGAACCUAUGCCGUGUCGCCACUGUCAUGAUGAAAAAGGAAAAUUCUGUAAAAUUUGUCGUACUUUGAAAGGGAUAUAAAACGUAGAUAGAUCCAAAGAUACUCCAACAGAAUAUAGCUUAUAUGCACCUUAUAUAUAUAUAUAUUUGUUUUAUAAAAGAUUUCCCAAUGAGGUUGACCGGUGUUGAAACGGGAUAAAAAAGCUGAGUGAGAGGUCUUAUCGUCGACACAUGUAACUGUCCAUUCGUGAUUCUUAUUAAUGAAUAAAUAAAUAAAUAUUAUUGGACAUUCUUACACAGAUUGACUAAGUCCCACGGUAAGCCCAAGAAGGCUUGUGUUAUGGGUACUCAGACAACGAUAUAUAUAAUAUAUAAAUACUUAAAUAUAUAGAAAACACCCAUGACUCAGGAACAAAUAUCUGUGCUCAUCGCACAAAUAAAUGCCCUUACCGGGAUUCGAACCCGGGACCAUCGGCUUCACAGGCAGGGUCACUACCCACUAGGCCAGACCGGUCAUUGCACCGAGAUAAGGUUCACGAAUGGUGGAUGGCUAGCCAAUGGGCAGUUAAGUCUAUUGCUGUUUUAUUACCGAAAUCCUUUUAUUAGAAAUACCAAUGAUUUCGAUCAAAUGCCCGCUUCUCAUAGUGGUACGUUUGCGAUAGCCACUGUAGCCAGGUGUAUGUAGUGUAUCGUAGUUUGAGGGUAUCGUGUGCAGCUUUUUAGCAAUUGUGUAACUUGUCAUGAUGAUUUGGCAUCAAUAAUUGAAUAAUAAACGACAUAUUUGAUAGACAUUCGUUAUCAAUAGCAGCCAAACGCAGCCUUUCAAUAUCGGUUAACCCUUACGGUAAAAAUAACCUUCAUAAAGCUAUAAAAGGUAUCCGUGAAAUUUAAGCCAAAUUAAUUUCGCUUAUAAAAUAGUCACAAACCCUCUUAGAUAAACAAUAAAUAGUUAUGCAUAUCGGUACAUAAAAUAAGAUAGAUCUACCACUUAACGGAGACGGUACGUAACAAGAUACUUAACACUUUUACCGCUAAAGACGGUUACAGACGCACACGGUUACAAUGUCGUAUUAACUUUCAUGCAUUACAAUGUUUUUUACCAGCCCAUGCUAAGAAAUAUGUAAAUAAAAAUGUGACAUUUAAACAGACUUUAAUAUGGAACCAGUACAGAUUUACCUCACCAUCAUCAAUCGGCUGAGUUAAGCAGUAGACCAUAUAUUCCAUUUAUUAUAAAUUUGUAUGUACGGAAUAGUGAUGUGAGCUUGUGAAUAACCCGGCGCUGUUUAUUAUUUUAUAUCAGAACCAUUUUAUUCCAAAUUGUAUAAUUAAUAUAUUAAUUAUGUUUGAAUAGACUAUAAAGUAUUGUGAUAUCAAGUAUAUGUUAUAAGUAAAAAUGACUUGUUUACAUUGUAAAAAUAUGUUAUAAACUUGUAUAGGUUA
Molecule: messenger RNA, 5171 nt
Organism: Cydia strobilella
Lineage: Eukaryota; Metazoa; Arthropoda; Insecta; Lepidoptera; Tortricidae
Gene: Vamp7
Product: vesicle-associated membrane protein 7
Exons: 4
Coding region: 207-866 (219 amino acids)
Biological process (GO): vesicle fusion; exocytosis
Cellular component (GO): membrane; SNARE complex
Molecular function (GO): SNARE binding; SNAP receptor activity
Source: RefSeq, a predicted model, not a curated record